Molecule: messenger RNA, 2159 nt
Organism: Alosa alosa (allis shad)
Lineage: Eukaryota; Metazoa; Chordata; Actinopteri; Clupeiformes; Clupeidae
Product: zinc finger protein ZFP2-like
Exons: 3
Coding region: 317-2086 (589 amino acids)
Source: RefSeq, a predicted model, not a curated record
UUCACGCAGCUGAAGCCGAUACACGCAGCCCACCUCGGGAGAAUAUUUGCACGUUGAUGUUGGUUCAAGACAAUUUGCAGGGAUAAACACUGUCCCACGUCUAAUCAGACACAAACACAAAAUCGGCAUAUCUAAGUUGACGGAGCAGCGAACUUGCCGUUGGAAGGUAGCCUAUAUGUUUUUUUUUCAGAAACAGACGAGAGCUAGUUAGACAAGCAUCCCAGGUAACUUCGCGAGUGACAGGCUGUGUAGAAAUCAGCGAUCUUAAGAAGCAAUUGAACACUUUAGACGGGAUCAUCUUUGUUCAGCUAGCAACAUGGAUCUCGGAGUUCCAUUUAGUUCUGGCUGUGCUGAAACGCAGCAGGUUGACCUGAUCGUGCUGGUGAAAGAAGAAGAUAUAAAAGAGGAGGAGUAUGGUCAUAUGAUUUCAUGUCCAGAUGAAGAAGAAAAGCCCUUUGCAGAGCUUCACUGUGAAUCUCAAACAGACUGUAAAACUGAAACAGACGUCACAGAGUCACCAAGGUCUACUUACAAUGAAAUGACAACAGUGACGAUUGAAGUGAAGAAAGAGGAGGAGGAAGAGGAGGAACAACACGAACAUCUGCUGGAAAGUGUAUCAGAACAUCCACAUGUAACGCAAAAGAAGAUCCAGGGACAGAAUGAUGAACUCAACCUGCAGCUCAAAGGAAGGCUGCACCACUGCACGGUCUGCAGGAAGAGUUUCAUGACUCAGAGAGAACUUGACAAACACCAGCAAACACACUCUGUCAGGGUGAAUGAAAAGGAGAAGUCUCAUUGUGAAAAAGCAUUUACAACAUCCUCACUAGUUAACCAGCACAUGCUUACACACACUGUAGAGAAGCCUCAUCAAUGUACCCAGUGUGGAAAAGCUUUUUCACAUAGUUCAAGUCUUAGAAACCACAUGCUGAUGAUACACACUGUAGAGAAGCCUCAUCAAUGUGCCCAGUGUGGAAAAGCUUUUUCACAUAGUUCAAGUCUUUCACGCCACAUGCAUGAACACAAAGGAAAGAAGCCAAACAUGAAACACUCUGGAGAGAAUCCUCAUAAAUGUGCCCAGUGUGGAAAAGCUUUUACAACAUCCACAACUCUUAAAUUUCACAUGCGUAUACACACUGGAGAGAAGCCUCAUAAAUGUGUCCAGUGUGGAAAAGCAUUUACAUCAUCCACAACUCUUAAAUGUCACAUGCGUACACAUACCGGAGAGAAGCCUCAUAAAUGUGUCCAGUGUGGAAAAGCUUUUUCACAAAGUUCAACUCUUAGAAGACACAUGCUUAUACACAGUGGGGAGAGGCAUCAUAAAUGCGCCCAGUGUGGAAAAGCUUUUACAACAUCCAAAAUUCUUAAAUUGCACAUGCGUAUACAUACCGGAGAGAAGCCAUAUAAAUGUGCCCAGUGUGGAAAAGCUUUUAUAACAUCCACAACUCUUAAAUGUCACAUGCGUACACAUCCUGGAGAGAAUCCUCAUAAAUGUGCCCAGUGUGGAAAAGCUUUUACAACAUCCUCAAUUCUUAAAUUGCACAUGCGUAUACAUACCGGAGAGAAGCCAUAUAAGUGUGCCCAGUGUGGAAAAGCUUUUACAACAUCCACAAGUAUUAAUUGUCACAUGCGUACACAUACUGGAGAGAAGCCUCAUAAAUGUGUCCAGUGUGGAAAAGCUUUUUCACAAAGUUCAACUCUUAAAAGACACAUGUUAAUACACAGUGGAGAGAAGCCUUAUAAAUGUGUCCAGUGUGAAAAGGUUUUUCAAACAAUGUCAAACUUAACAUGUCACAUACUUACGCACACUGGAGAGAAGCCUCAUAUAUGUUCCCAGUGUGGAAAAGCUUUUACACAAAUUUCAACUCUUAGAAUACACAUGCUUAUACACAGUGGAGAGAAGCCUCAUAAAUGUGUCCAGUGUGAAAAGGCUUUUCAAACAAUGUCAAACUUAACAUGUCACAUGCUUACGCAUACUGGAGAGAAGCCUCAUACAUGUACCCUGUGUGGAAAAGCUUUUUCAAGAGGUACAACUCUUAAAAGCCACAUGCUAAUACACACUGGAGAGAAGUCUCAUAAAUGUGUCUAGCAGAGGUUGAAAAAGUACUAAAAUAUUGUACUAAAGUAAAAGUAGCAAUACUUUGAUUAAAUAUUACACAAGA